Molecule: messenger RNA, 9477 nt
Organism: Pelobates cultripes (western spadefoot toad)
Lineage: Eukaryota; Metazoa; Chordata; Amphibia; Anura; Pelobatidae
Source: the annotation of a GenBank genome assembly
CUUCCUGUUUUAUAGAAGCUGCAAUGGAAUAGCAAGGAAAUCCCCGAUCACAGUUACUCUAUGCCAAGCAGGCUCAACAUCGGACCUCUGUAAGUUUGAUUUCUAUCGAUGAUAUUGCUUUUUAUACAAAAAGAAACGUUCUGGCUCACGACUGUGGUAAGUCUGUGCGGUACAGAAUUUCACAAUUAUUCUCUGUUUGGGUGUCUGAUGACUUUAAAAUAAACAGAAUUCUAUCUUUAGAAUGUUAUCCUUAGAUGCUAGAGCACCUGCCAUCCCUCUUAUAUCCUGGUAUUCUACUGUGCAGAGUUGGUGAAUUAGACAAGUUGCAAAAUUAGCAAAUUGCAUUGAAAUUUUUCAAUAACAUUCGGCGAUAAGUGAGAUUCCAGUUCUCCUGAAUCUAUGCCCUGGCUGUAAGAAAUGAUUCACAGAAAAUGAAAGUAAACAUGAGUUCGGCACCUGCAGACAUUUUGUAUAUAUUUACUUAUGUAUAUAUAUUUAAUUUAUUAAUUGCAGUUUCAAACUGAGUUAAUCUUGCUAUGCUAGAUUCAAUUUCUAUAAUUUCCAUGUGAUCAUUUUUUUUAUUUUUUUUUAUUUUGCUGUAUAGCUAAAGAUAAAAAAAAAGUUUCAAUGUACAUGACCAUACAACAUAGAAUUAGUUACAAACCUCAUAUUAAACAACGUUCACCAUGUCAUAAUCUCAUCAUGCUUGUAGUACGGCCUAAUAUAUAUCACAGCGCUUUUACUUUUUACCUGAGUAUCGAUGCUUUACACACUUACAAACCUGUCAAAAAAAGGAAUACAUGGCUAAUUGAAAGGGAGAGGUGGCUACAAACAUGGCUAACGGAGAGGGUGAGAGGGCUGGAAACCUUGGCUAAUGGAAAGUGAGAAGGAGGCUGGAAACAUGGCUAAUUGCUGUCCCAAUAAUGAAGAGGACUGGAGGUUGGAUAUCUGAGUUGGAUUGGGGACCUGGACCAUGUCUGAAUGUGGUAGGAAAUUUCAGCUUUGGAAUGGGGGAUUGAGGGCACUUGAGAACUCUGCUAUGCCACCAGUUUGUCACUAACUGUUCCUAUAAUCAUACCACCUUUACUGUGUAACCAUUCCAUGAAACACCCACUACACACAUCACAUUAGUUAAAACUACUUUGGCAACGAGACAGUGAAUGCACACCACAUUGAGUCACAGUAUUUUUCUUACAAGGAACAAUGAAUCACACCUACAGGCAAUGACACUAAACUUUAUCAUUUUAUGUUAAGUUUAAUGUGAUUCACUCUUUACGAAUACACUCCACAUUGAUAUUUAAGUAACUGUUGAUUUUUCAGGACUAAUUUGGGAAAUGCAAAUUUCAGGAUAAAAUAGUUGAAUUGGAGAAUGGGCUAUUUCUGCCCAUAUUUUAUCAUUCUCAGCAUUAUAAUGUUUGAGGUAUAAAUAACCCUGACUGUCACUUUUAUUAGAAAAAUACUUAUCUCCACCAAGUUCAAUCUUUCACACAUUCCUGUUACUGCUGAUCAAGAAUAAUGAAAAGAAAAAUGCUUUGAGAUUGCAAAAUGACAAUGGAUACAACAAUUUAUAAUAGUUAAUAAUAUUUAUGUUAAUGAAUAAACCUUUAUAAAAUCAUUGAUGAACAUGUUUUACUUCUAAAGACACCAGGUGAAUUGACAGCCUUUCUCCAGGCAGUGCAUUCCAUAUCCCUGUUCUGUACAUGUUAUGCUACACUAGGGGCUGUACAGUUUUUAUCAGUAAUUUAUAUCCUCCAUUUUCUUAUUACGUCACUAGUAAAGCCUAGCGCUGUAUUUUUUUCCUGUUCCAUAAUGUCCUACAGGACAAAAAAAUAAAUAAAGCCAGUGCAGUGUACUUCUCUAUGAUCUAGCUAGCAUUAAAGGGAGCCUAUAGUGCCAGGAAAACAAAGCUGUUUUCCUGGCACUAUAAGUUUAAUAGUUUCCCCUUUCCCUUGCGCCCCCUCCCGUGGGGCUGAAGGGGUUAAAACCCUUUCAGUCACUUACCUGAAUCCAGCUCCGAUAUCCCAUGGCGCUGGGUCAGGCUCCGCCCACGCUCCUCCCUCACCAACAUUUAAUGCUUUCCUAUGGGGAAAAUCUGACGCUGGAGGUCUUCAUGCAGAGCGUGAGGAUGUCCAGCUUUAGAUAACAGACCAAAGGACUGUUUGGAUUCCUUUACUGCCCCCUCAGUGGCUGUCUGGUAGACAGCCACUGAGGGCAGUCCAAGAUCUGCAAUGUAAACAUUGCCGUUCUCUGGAACGGCAAUGUUUUACAUUGCAGCACUAAGUGCAAUAGGGAUACUGCACCCAGACCACUUCAAUGAGCUGAAGUGGUCUGGGUGCCUACAGUGUCCCUUUUAACUUUUCUUGUCUGAGUCUGUGACAGCCUGUUUUGCACUCCUAAAACCUGCGUAAUUUGCAUACAUAUGCCCUGAACCCUAAAAUGUAAAAUGUACAGGGUAACUAAAGUGAGAAUUGUUGAGAAUUCAAAGUGAAUUGAAAAUGAAUUAUAAUUUAAGGGCAAAGUAUUUGAAAUUAAAUAUUAGCUAACUUGGAGAAUAUUUUCCAGUUUGCCUAUUUUGGCCUUAAAUAUUAAAUUCCCUUUAAAUUCCUGACAAUUAUCACUGUAGUGAAUAAACCUGUAAGAAUUGCUUAAAUUGAACUUUCACUACUUUAGGAGAAGACAACAAAGCAAACUUCUUGCGUAAUAGAGAGUUGUGUAGAUAUGGUGUCAAAAUCCACUUCUUAGUAAUAAACAACUUUAACCUAUCUAUUACAUAGUAAAUAGAAGAGCGGGGACCCACCGAAGGCCAGGCUAUUUUAGCUGCUGUCCUGAUCGGGGACCCACCGAAGGGCAGGCUAUUUUAGCUGCUGUCCGUUCUCAGAAUACUCCUGUGACCCAUUUUUUGCUCUUCAUUAGUAAAUAGAAGAGUUUAACUGGCAAUAGAAUAUUUAUAUAUUUGCCAUAAACUUCUCUUCUUAAAAGGACACUAUAGUCACCAAAAACAACUUUAGGUUAAUUAAGCAGUUUUGGUGUACAGGUCAUGCCCAUGCAGUCUCCCUGCUCAAUUCUCUGCCAUUUAGGAGUUAAAUCACUUUGUUUAUGCAGUCCUAGACACACCUCCCUGCAAGUAACAUGCACAGCCUACCUAAACACUUCCUGUAAAGAGAGAUCUAAUGUUGAAACUUCCUUUGUUAAUACAUUUUAAAAAAUAAUUUUACAAGAUGUUUCAGGCAUGCAAUUAAUUGUUUUUUAUAAUUAUAUUUUUAUAGGUUUGAGUGCUGAAUUAUCUACGAAGAGCUUGCCAAUAAAUGGAUCUUCUGAAAACUUUCUAAAAUAAAGGACAAGAGCCAUACAAUGGCAUUUGUUUCCUUUUGUCUCCUUGCUUUUGCCUCCAGCUUUGUGGGCACCUGGUGUGCCACUUCCCCCUCUGUUAUAGCAAAUUACUCUGGCCAGGGGUUAAGCACAGUACCAACUAAUCUAUCAUCAUUGACAACCAUAUUAGAUUUAUCUUUCAACUUCAUACACGCCUUGGAAGAUGCAGACUUCAGCUACAUGUCUGAGCUAAGACUCCUAAACUUGUCUCACAAUGCACUUAAUGAACUGGACUGCAAGGUUUUUGAGUUCAACAAAAACUUAGAGUUCGUGGAUCUUUCCAACAAUAGUCUGAAGAACAUCUCAGGUUUGUUUCCAGAGGCUCUCCGCCAUCUCGAUAUUUCUUUCAAUGAUUUCAAAACCAUGUCUGUCUGCAAAGGGUUGGCAAAUUUAUUGCAACUGGAGUAUUUAGGCAUUGGUGCAGCUGAAAUUGAAAGGUCAGAUUUUGAGGCCAUCACACAUCUACAGCUACGGUAUGCGCUCAUUGAAUUGCAGAGACUCUCUGGUUAUGAAGCUGGCAGUAUAUCCAUGUUAAACACAGAACACAUUCACAUCAUUCUACCAGGUGGUACAUUUGACCCAUACAGUGUUCUUAUCGAUGCUGUCAGGACAACCAAGUCUUUGGAAUUGUCCAACAUAAGCGGUUGGCAAUUAAAAAACGAAUCGGAGAAAUAUAUGGCAGACAUUGCCAAUAACUCAAUAGUAACUGAUUUAACCUUGAGUCACAUUAAAUUAGAUUGGUUCCAUCUAAUAAAGGCUCUGCAGUGCAUCUGGCAUUCUUCUGUGGAAAAACUAUACAUUUACGAUCUCAAUCUGUUUGGUUUCGUCACUAAAAUGGAUUUUGACUAUUCGAACACUUCAAUGAAAGAAUUUGUGGUAGAUAAAGCUUCAACAACGGUUUUUUUAUUCAAUCAAGAAUAUUUAUAUCGAGUUUUUGCAGAAAUGAAUGUUGAAAAUCUGACGAUAAUCUCUGCUAACAUUAUUUUCAUGGUGUGCCCUUUGAAACCUAGCACCAUUCAGAACAUACACUUUGAAGAUAAUGCUCUCCCUGAUAAAAUAUUCAGCAGCUGCAACACUUUGACCCAACUGAGAAGCCUAAAUUUGGCACAAAAUAAACUAGAAAAAGUGUCAAAAAUAAGUGAAAUGACACAAAAUAUGCCAUCUUUAAAACAUUUAGACAUUAGCACUAACCCUCUGCACUAUACUGGGGAGGUCUGUCACUGGUCCCAGAGCAUUAUUUGGCUAAAUUUGGCAUCAUGUGAUUUAACUAGUUUAGUUUUUAAUUGUUUGCCAAAAUCUCUCAAAAUCCUCAUUCUGAAGAAUAAUGAUAUUACACAUAUUCCCUUGGAAAUGACCAAGCUGGAGAAUUUAAAACUACUAAAUCUUGCUUUUAAUCGUAUGUCUGAUCUCCCUGACUGUUCCUUUUUUACAAGGCUUGCGGUACUCAAUGUUCAAUCUAACAUAAUUUCUUCUCCAUCCCGUGAAUCUAUCAAAAGCUGCCAAAGUGUGAAAGAGUUAAACGUAAGACACAAUCCGUUCCAGUGUGAUUGUGAUCUAAAAAACUUUAUUGACUUUGAAAAAAUGUCACCUGGAAAAUUAAUUGGUUGGCCGGACAGCUAUAUUUGUGAGCAUCCUGAUGAUUCCAGAGGGAUCAAUCUUAAAAAUAUACACAUUCCAAUAGUAUACUGCAAUGUGUACUUACUGAUUGCAAUUAUUGUAUUGCCAAUAAUGUUUAUCGUGGCUCUUCUUUACUGCCUCUGUAAGUACUUUGAUGGCCCAUGGUAUUUAAAAAUGUUAUGCCAGUGGACACGAACAAAGCACAGAAUAAGGAGAAAGAAGAAUGGGUAUGAAGAACUACAAAAGGAGACGGUAUUCCACGCCUUCGUAUCGUAUAGCGAACAUGAUGCAUCCUGGGUGAAACAUACUCUAUUGCCAAACUUGGAAAAAAAUAAUGCUUCAAUACGGAUCUGCCAACAUGAACGAAAUUUCGUUGCUGGCAAAAGCAUAGUUGAGAACAUUAUCAACUGCAUUGAUAAAAGUUACAAAUCUAUCUUUGUCUUAUCACCAAAUUUUGUCCAGAGUGAAUGGUGUCACUAUGAGCUAUAUUUUGCUCAUCAUAAAUUGUAUACAGAAAAUACGGAUAAUCUCAUCCUUAUUUUACUUGAGCCCAUUCCUCAGUAUCUGAUUCCUUCAAAAUACUACAAACUAAAAACUCUGAUGUCGCAGAGGACAUAUCUGGAGUGGCCAAAGGAGACAGGCAAACAUGGUUUAUUCUGGGCUAAUUUGAGGGCAGCUAUUAAUAUUAAUUUGCCUGACCCAGAAAGUCAAAGCAGUUCUUCUGUGUCACAUGUAAGCUCAUAAAUAUGUUACAAAUAUGAAAGGAUUUAUUAUCCCAACAUCAGACAUUUUGAUUUAAUCAUAUCUUGACAUUCAGGGUAUAUAAUAAAAAGAAAGAGCAUAUCUUCUUCUUUUUGGCAGUCAACACAUUUUAAAUGUUUUUCUUCACACAUUUUCUUUUACAUAUGAUAUGUUCUUGUUUUUUGUACACUAGGUUAAAGAUGUAUUUUGUAAGAAUACACAUCCAGUUAUGAAAUAGUUUAUUUGUAUGAUAAUAAAGGUUUCUAGUAGCUUUUAAAUGGUAUUGUAUGCCAUUGUCAUUGACCAUUUAAAGAGAUCAACCCAGGUCUUUGGGACGUUAAAGUUGACAUGUGACAUGUUUUAUUGGGUCACUCAAUGCCAAGUCGACCCUAUUUAAAAUUUGCAAAGAUUGAUUUGUAUUUCUACUGUAGCACACUAGACAGAACAUAUUAUCUUAAUAUAAUAUAUGAAAAUGCUUUAAACAGUGCAGUAUAGGAGUUAAUGAGAAUAGGGAAUGUAAAUAAAUCAUGUACAGCAUUUAUCAGUCUAUAAUGCACCUAAGCAUUGAUUUCUUUUUAUUUUAUAAACAUUUUCAAUAAUUUAAUAUUUUUGGAUAAACUUUUAAAAUGAAUUCAUAUUUUGAAAAAUAUUUAAUUCUUUCGAUUUUUUUUAUAUUUUGAUAUAUUUUUAUGCGAUUUAUUUUUCAAUAUUUUGAAAAAAAUAUAUUUUAAAAGUUUAUCCAAAACUUAAAAAUAAUUUGAAAAGCUUACAUAUUAAAUCAAGGUCAUGCAGAGAAGGGCAGGGUAGCUGGGAGGUUUGUGAGUUGUGUAAGGAGAAUAAAGAGUUUUUGCACAGUGUCAUCAUUGUUUAGUUCUAUCCCAAAUGGGAUGGGGGCACUUACCUGUGAUUGGCACUGUAGCAUUGAUGGCAAAUUCAAAUACUUGUCAACAUAAUGAUAGGAGAUUGACCAAUUCUGACUGGCAUGUCAGUAUGCCAUUGGAACUACAACCACUGCCAGUCACAAUUAGUGUUUUCCAACCACCAAUGCCCACAACCUGUAAAAGUUUCCAAUUCUGCUAGUUUGACCUAAAAUUUUAAUUUUUAAUUUAAAUUCCUGACAAGUGAAAAACCUGAUGUUAUUUACUCACUAUAUUGUAGUGAAUUGAAAAACAAAUGUAUGCAAAAGGUGCUGCUUUAGAACAAUUCAAAUUGUUAGCAAGUGUUGUGAAUAUUUAUAUUGGGGAGAGUGGGGGGCUACCAGGGCAUGUUGUAGUAGUUAUGGUCCCUGAUGUGCUCCUUCAAUAAUGAUGACCAUGUCAAAUAAUUUUUAAAAUGUUAGCAAGGAUUCUUAUAAAACUCUGCUAAUUGUUUCCUUUUAUUAAACUGGAACUUAAACAUAAAUGAAGAAGUGAAACCAAUGUUUUGGUCUGUUACCGUGUAUGCACUACACCCAUGUUUUAAGCCUAAAUGAUGCAAUGCAAAAUUCUAAAGAGUGAUUAUUUGGAACGCCUGAAGUCCUGGCUGUUCUAAGCUCUAACCAGUUUGACAUUCUCUUACAUGGUUAUAGUUAGGCUUAUCAAUGUUGCUAUUAAUAUUCAUAAUGUGGAAAAUGUACUAAUGUCUGUUGCAAUACAGCAAAUGUAUCUUAACUCAUUCAUUGCCCGCUUUGUAUACUACUCCAAUGUCCACAACACCGGCCCUAGCAAGAGUCCUGGUUCUUCCAUUUACACUAUGGAGCUCACUGUGCUCUUGCUAGACUUUAUAUAGAGCACCAGGCAGAAAGCAUAGCGUGCUAAGCGAUGAUGUUACUGCCGUGUGCUCUCCGUGUGCCAGACAUACCGACUGGCAACCAUCUGAUCGAAAGUAGACAGACCUGAUGCUGAAAAUAGGAAUUGCACUGGUAGGGAGGUAUUUUUCAUUAAAUUUCACAUUGAGAACCUUUAAAAAAAGAUUCUAUCAAUACACAUAGAACAUAUUAUUUUGACCAAUUGUCCUCUGAGUACCAGAGAUGUGUUUAAAGGGAUACUGUAGGCAUAAGGCACUGCAACCGCUUCAUCUAAUUAAAGUGGCUACAGUAACUGGAAUUCCCAACCGCCUCGGUCGCCUAAUGGGUUAACGGACCCUGAAAGGGACAAUCUUUUUUCCAAGCAGAGCCUAAUGUUGCAACAUCUCCCAUAGAGCAAAACAAACACAGAGAAUUAUAAACAAACAACAGGUUUUGUUCUGCAAGAAUGUUGCUAUUCCAGUAAUUCGUGAUUCAAACGUUGAAACUGACCUGGAUGUAUCUGAGCCCUAUUCAGUCUCACUUUCGUCCUUUGUGUCUUUCAGCCUCUCUAUUAUUUUACCAUUGGUGCAUUAGCCAUAGACUAUAUUAUUUGAGUUUCCUCUUUCUCCUUUGCUGUGUUCCUGAUGCCUCUGUCAUGAAGUUUCAUAUCCUCUGUUUGAUGUCCUUUUGCCAUUUCGCAUACCUCAGCUGAAAAUGCUAAAUAUUGUACAACCAUAGAGGCAGAUUCACUUGAUAAAUAUUGCCCAAGAAAUCUCAGCAGCCCUAAAAAGGAUUCUAUAUUGAGGCAGCAUUCUUUAGAGAACACAGCACACUGAAAAAAUCCUUUUAAAGCAGUUUGACUAUAUACAAUUAGGCUGGGCCAGGGCACUCGUGGCACCAUAACCACUAUGGUGCCACGAGUGCCCUGACCCAGCCUAAUUGUAUAUAGUCAAACUGCUUUAAAAGGAUUUGACUUCUUGCUUGGAGUCCACCAGACACUGCUCUUUCCCUCCCCUAUUUCCCAUGAUGAGGUGAGAUUUCUUAUGAAAGAGCUUCCAUUAGAGCUCUGGCGCUAAGUUUAGCUCUUCCUAUGCUAUGUUUGUUUUUCAAUGGGAAAUCCUUGGUAACUUAACUAGACUAAAAAUGAACUGUGAGCAUGUGAAAGCAAUUCUCAGUCUGGCCUGAUAAAAACUAAUAAGUAAUUCUACGAGUGUUCGGCCUCCGUAAACGAAAAUCGAAAAAUCAUCCUUAGCCCACGGAUAAGUAUGAAAAAGCAGGUGCCUUCACUCCAAAGACUCUGACAAAAUGUCACACUUUACCUGUGUGCCUGUCUACAAUAUAUUUAAAUUUUUGUACUUAUUUGCUGGUUGAGGUACAUUUUUGGCAUCCCUAUUUAUUUGAUCUGUCCGCUCUAACGUUGAGUUGAUCAUUGAGUAGAAGACAUUGUGCCAAGGUCUUGUGUUUUUUAUUAACAAGACAGCUCAAAGAAGGUUUAGCUACUUUUUCUUAUUUUGCUACUUCGGAUUGUUUCUGUUGAGCUUGAGCCCUCCAGUCCAGACUCCUUUAAGAAAUUGAAUUAAAUGAAUUCAAAAAAUACUUGACUUGGUUGUUUUCUUUUUCAUUCUUUUCUUUUCUUAUUACAACAUAUAUUAUGUAGGAACUUAAUUGUUCUUGAAUUAUCCUAGAACUCACUAAUCGGAUGUUAAUUGCUUAAUCUCUAUAGUAACAAACAUAUACAACCACUAUCUCCUCCUAUUUGAUGAUGGAUAAUCCCUGAUAUCCGCAAAAUAUGUCCUAUCAUGUGAUUUUUUUUGUAUUUAAUAAUGUUUUCAAUUUAUAAAGGAGACUGAUGUGAUGCUUCACGUAUCUCUCAUUUUGACAAGCUUUGUUCUAAAUAUCCGCUGUAUAAUUGUUUCCUUAUUGUACUGUCUAACAUGUGCUGUGUUGAUGCAAUAUUAUCAAUAAAUGUGUUAUAUAAAAAAAAA